AUGAACCGGACAGACGAUGAUGCCAAACCAUCAUUUCGCUAUACCCCGAUUACUUUCAAAGGCCCUACUACACCAGUGCAAGUUCCUCCAGAAGCCGCAAGAGCGUACAUAGCAGCUUAUUUUAAACAUGUUCAUCCUAUCUAUCCUUUCCUUGACCGCGCAGAAUUCGAACAAAAAGCGUUCAGCUAUGACUUAAUCCACCAUCUAUCAUCGAACGCCUCUUUUUCUGCACUAUAUCAUACAGUGCUCGCCUUGGGAACUCAAUAUACAGAAGGUGGGUCUUUUGACGCCGGUCAAGGGAAGGCGUGGAAACUUUACCAAGUUGCAUUGGGGCUCUUUUCAGAUAUACUUCUCCCUAGAGAGUCGCUGGUUAAUUUACAGUCAAUCUUCGCUCAAAAUCUUUCCUGCAUACAGAUAGAGCAGACGCUGAUCUCAGAAGCUGCGAGAAUGGCCACGGCUCUAGGAUUUAACAGAUCCACUAUGAAUGAUUCAGCACACAGAAACUUUUGGGUUGUCUACAUUCUUGAAAAGACAUUUUCAUUUUUUGGCAGCUGUAGCUCGAGUAUCCGUGACAUGGAUAUCGGCUGCCCCAUCCCGGAGAUACCUGAAGCAGUAUAUGGAGGUGUUGACUGGUUUUACCUAUCCGCUCGCUUUGCUAGAUUAGUAUCACGGGCGUAUGAGAUGCUAUACACUGUGUCUGCUACGACAAAAACACCCGAAGAGUUCUAUGAGUCCAUUGAUAUCGUGUACCAAGAUCUGGAGAAUUGGCGACUCUCGAUACCAAAAGACUUAAGACCCGGGGACACGUUCCGGCCAGAAAACUGCAAGUCUCCUUGGACAAUCACAGUUUCUCUGAGGGUUCACUUCUUUUAUUCCUCCGUGGUCAUGUCUCUCUGUCGGCUUACCUUGCAUCUCGGCUCCGACACAGAAUCUCCGCGCACUGAAGAAGCCAAAAAGAGACUCAUGCAUACAGCAAGACACAUCAUUGAGCUUACACACUACAUUGACUUGCAACCGCAUACUCCGAUUUGGAUACUUGGCGUUAUGCCACUCUCAGCUCUAUUCGUUCUGUUCGACUUCGUGGUUCAUAAUCCAUAUCACCCAGAAAGCAGCACGAAUCUUAAAUUCUUGGACGUUGUCGGCGCGUAUUUCACUCGUCUCGAGUAUGCGAUGGGUGGUUCUCUCCCAAGUUCACUGUUAGCCGAGUUUGCUCUCAUUGCACGGCAAUUUAUCCGUGACAUACAGUUGGGCAAAAGUAUUCGAAACAGUAAUACAAAUCGUACCACUCCGUACCAACUACAUACAAGGGAAGGACAGAAUAUCGAACCUAGUAAACCUUACGAUCAGGUGCGAGAACCAAACCAGGGCCUAAUAUAUCCACCAUCUCAAAUACCUCAGGUAGAGCAGAUGGCAACUGCACCGCCUCAACUCGUAAAUGGAGGUUCUAUGUCCUAUGUUGAACAGCUAUUCUAUCCCACGGACGACCUACAACCAUUCGUGACCGGCGAUCUUGGCUCAGGGUUUGAUAUGACUGGUUUGUUCGACUCUGUUCUGCCCAAUUUCCAGUUCUAA
Talaromyces stipitatus ATCC 10500 is the source of this 1572-nucleotide messenger RNA. RefSeq lists its product as uncharacterized. The coding region runs from base 1 to 1572 and encodes 523 amino acids. Gene Ontology annotation, biological process: DNA-templated transcription. The transcript is spliced from 6 exons. Lineage: Eukaryota; Fungi; Ascomycota; Eurotiomycetes; Eurotiales; Trichocomaceae. Gene Ontology annotation, molecular function: zinc ion binding; DNA binding. The record is from RefSeq and is a predicted model, not a curated record.